GUUUAUAUGAAGCCCAGGACGCGCAUUUUACUGUUGUCCUUGGGGAUAUGUGACCAAUCUAGCACACGAUUCACCGAUCUACCUCUGGGCAGCCAAUACAGCCUACGUUGCUGCCUACCUUUUGCACCAAUUGCCUGUAUGCCUCAAGGACAGGAAGAGGCAAAGCGACGUCAUACAACAACGGGUAGGGCUGAUGUACCCCACGUCCGUCUUUCUCCCUUCCAGAAAGGCGCCACACGCGCCCUGCGCGCCUCCGACCAAAAUCUGACAUGUGUGAAUAAGCAAGAGUGAUUAAAAAUGCGGAUUCGAUCACCAAAAGCAGCCCGUAUCACGCGGACAUACACAUUGCUGGGCGACGAGACAGGCUCAUCCAGCCUUGUCGCAUUAUUAAUCCAAUACCAUAGAGUUGCGUCUCUUGUUAUCUUUGAGCUCCAGUUCUGCGCGAAGCAACCACCAGUAUCAAUGACCACAUUGGGACACCGCUUCCCUUAUUCCCGCUGACAGCAGCGCAAAUCUCAUUUUUAGAGCCUCAAGCUCCCCU
Messenger RNA from Bipolaris sorokiniana ND90Pr, 541 nucleotides. RefSeq lists its product as uncharacterized. NCBI's taxonomy places the organism in Eukaryota, Fungi, Ascomycota, Dothideomycetes, Pleosporales, Pleosporaceae. The transcript has 2 exons. The record is from RefSeq and is a predicted model, not a curated record. Bases 7 to 291 code for a protein of 94 amino acids.